Messenger RNA from Thamnophis sirtalis, 1263 nucleotides. RefSeq names its product proenkephalin (gene PENK). Gene Ontology annotation, biological process: neuropeptide signaling pathway; sensory perception; chemical synaptic transmission. Gene Ontology annotation, molecular function: opioid receptor binding. Gene Ontology annotation, cellular component: plasma membrane; neuronal cell body; axon terminus. Lineage: Eukaryota; Metazoa; Chordata; Lepidosauria; Squamata; Natricidae. The record is from RefSeq and is a predicted model, not a curated record.
CCACUUCUUUGCUCCUGAUUUUCCUGAAGAGUUCCGAAGCCCAGAAGAGAGAACCUUUCUUGGAAGCAAAGGAAGUCAUCCCACCAGCGCCGCCGUCGCUUCUCUUCGUUAGCAUCUUGGAGAAAAGCCCCCGCGUAGUUCUUCCGUGGGAUCUUCGCCGAGAGGUUCUGAUCGAGAGACUUCGCCGCUCACUUUAAGAAGCGCACCGUAUCUUGCGGAGCAGAGGAGAAAUACCAUGACACUGCUUCUGAGGUGUUAUUUCUUGCUUUUGGCUCUUAAUGCAUACCUUAUCCUUACCAUUCAGGCAGAAUGUACAAAAGAUUGUGCAUCCUGUGCCCAUCAAUUGGCAUAUCAUGCUGAUAUCAACCCCUUGGCAUGUACACUAGAAUGUGAAGGAAAAUUGCCUUCUGCCAAAGCCUGGGAAACCUGCAAGGAACUUCUUCAGAUUACUAAACUGGGCAUUCCCCAAGAAAGCAGCAGCAUCCCAAUGGACAGUCCAAAAGAAGAUGAAAGCCAUUUGCUAGCCAAAAAAUAUGGUGGCUUCAUGAAAAGGUAUGGUGGCUUUAUGAAAAAGAUGGAUGAGCUCUAUCAUGUAGAACCAGAGGAGGAACCCAAUGUUGGAGAAAUUCUUGCUAAAAGAUACGGAGGGUUUAUGAAGAAAGAUUCAGAUGAUGAUGGUUUAGCUAAUUCGUCUGAUCUUCUGAAGGAGCUUCUUGCAACAGAGGAAAAUGCUGAAGUAGGACGCUAUCAGGACUUGAGUGAUAGUGAUAGUGAGAUCCUCAAGAGAUAUGGUGGUUUCAUGAGAAGCAUAAAGCGCAGUCCUGAGCUGGAAGGUGAUGCCAAAGAGUUACAAAAGAGAUAUGGUGGAUUUAUGAGACGAGUGGGAAGGCCAGAAUGGUGGUUGGACUACCAGAAAAGAUAUGGUGGAUUUCUCAAGCGGUUUGCUGAUACGCUUCUUCCUUCAGAUGAUGAUGGAGAAAAUUAUUCCAAAGAGGCUCCAGAGAUGGAAAAGAGAUAUGGUGGAUUUAUGAGAUUUUAGCUUUCCUUAUUUUGUUCUUUUGAUCCCAAAUCAAAGACUGCCUCAUUGACCAUAAUUUAUUGUAAUGUGUUGCUUGUACUGUACAGUUUUUUACUGUCCUGGUAAAUAAUGCAACUUAUUGUGUUUUAUUUCAGGUUUUGUGCUCUUUUAAGUUAAAAAUAAUUUCUGUUUUAGUCUAAUUUGUCUAGUUGUACCUUCAUGCUAAAUCUACUGUAUUUUAAUUA